Nematolebias whitei (Rio pearlfish) is the source of this 1224-nucleotide messenger RNA. It is a transcript of the gene tomm22, whose product is annotated as translocase of outer mitochondrial membrane 22 homolog (yeast). Gene Ontology annotation, cellular component: mitochondrial outer membrane. The transcript is spliced from 5 exons. NCBI's taxonomy places the organism in Eukaryota, Metazoa, Chordata, Actinopteri, Cyprinodontiformes, Rivulidae. The record is from RefSeq and is a predicted model, not a curated record. Gene Ontology annotation, biological process: intracellular protein transport. The coding region runs from base 146 to 547 and encodes 133 amino acids.
GCCCUGCCUUCCUGACGGGACUCACGUUUUCCUGCUGUGACCUCAAUCUCUCAUCGGACCGUUUCCCCGUGUUUUCCAGCGACGUGUUAGCCGCACAUUGAGCUAAGCUAACAGGACGAGCAGGAGCGAGUUUAGAGCAGCAGACAUGGCCGCAGUCGAAGAGCUGUCCCCCGCUUCAGGCCCGGUGUCCACCCGGCCUCCAGAAAACGAGAUAGACGGCGACGAAGAUGAAGACCUGGAUGAGACCCUGGUGGAGAGGCUGUGGGGCUUGACAGAGAUGUUUCCUGACUCUGUGCGCUCAGCUGCAGAGGUUUCUGCUCAGUGCUCUGUGUCAGUGCUCAAGAAGUUUUACAGCUUUUCUCGCUCUGCGCUCUGGGUGGGCACGACCUCCUUCAUGAUACUGGUUCUUCCUGUAGUGUUUGAGACGGAGAGGCUACAGCUGGAGCAGCAGCAGCUACAGCAGCAGAGACAGAUCCUGCUGGGACCAAACACUGCUGUCUCUGGUGGGAUGUCGGGCAUGAUGCCUCCUGCUCCUGGCAAGAUGUGAAGAGCUGCAGGGGGCGACCUGAUCCUGAGAUCUGCUGCAGCCACACACAGCUGGGCCUUCCACCAGGAGAGACGAGGAGACGACGCAGAAGUGUGCAGAAAGGCAGUUUUCAUUUUAACAAUGGCAAAAACUGCGUUAGGCUCCCUCCACCAUGUCCAUUUGCUCAGAGAAGCAGGUUGACUCUGCACUCGCCCUUUUUUCUUAUUCCCAACAUCACACAGAGACUUGUCUCCUGGAGCACUCUUUUUACUGUUGUUUUUUUAUUUAAUCAUAAAAUACUUAUUUCAGCAUAUAUAAUACAGUUAGUUAUAGAGAUAUCAAAUGUCAGUGCAUACAUGAGGAAGAGGUCAGAAGAUUGUUUUAGUGUCCAAGGAUUGGCUCAUGUUUUGGCAGAAUGUCCGUCUUCAUGUACUUACUGAUUAUACAAGUAUGAAAAACUGAUGGUAGUUACAAAUGACAGCUGUAAAGAAUUGUGACGUGCGUUUUGUCACUUUAUACGUCACAAUUCACAGUAGUGUGUGUGUGUGCACAGUCAGUGUCUCUCCUUUAAUACUUGCCAUCGUCGUUUUGUUUUUCUGCUAUAAACACGAUGCAGCCAAACCAGAUGUUUUCUGCUCUUUAAUAGUCUGUGAAAUGCAUCAUUUUGGAUCAUUUUGUUUUUUCUGUGGUCGUUUAUG